Molecule: messenger RNA, 1566 nt
Organism: Neurospora tetraspora
Lineage: Eukaryota; Fungi; Ascomycota; Sordariomycetes; Sordariales; Sordariaceae
Product: Bestrophin, RFP-TM, chloride channel-domain-containing protein
Exons: 4
Coding region: 1-1566 (521 amino acids)
Molecular function (GO): chloride channel activity
Source: RefSeq, a predicted model, not a curated record
AUGGAUGCCAACGACGACGGUCAUGUAGACCCUACCCACCGUGAAAGUUUUGUAGACCCUAUCCACGUAGGGACGGACCAACAACAGUACAAUGGCGGCGCCGAGAAGCCCCAGCUGCCCCGGUUAUCCAUGCAACAACAGUUCAAUGGCGGCGCCGAGAAGCCCCGGCCGCGCCCGUUAUCCAUCGAGACCCUUCCUGAGCUGGACCAGAUCCCCACGCUCAUGUCGCCUCGUGCCAACACCAUGAACCCCUUCCGGCGUGUACACAAACCUCUAGAGUACGAUGACUACUUUACUGGCCCCCGAGACACCCAAAAGCACUCAAAAUGGCCUCUCUUCUUGCAGAUGCACGGCAGUAUCCUGCCCAAGAUGAUCCUACCACUCUUCGGAGUCGGUGCCUGGACCACUAUGCUCACUUUUAUUAACUUUAAAGUGACAAACUUGGGUAUUCACAACAUCCUUCUGACGGUCCUUGGUUUUGUGGUUGGUAUGGGCCUGUCUUUCCGCAGCUCAACUGCAUACGAGCGCUAUUCAGAGGGUCGCCGUUACUGGGCCAACUUGCUCCUGGCGUGUCAGACACUUGGUCGUGUCUAUUGGGUGCAUGCCAAAGAGCGGGAAGGCGAGCUAGGGAAGAAGGACGUUUUGGCCAAGCUAACCGUCCUUAACCUCCUGGUCGCCUUCUCCGUCUCUCUCAAGCACCGCCUCCGCUUCGAGCCUUACACCUGCUACGAUGACAUCUCCCACCUCGUCGCCCACCUCGACACCUUCGCCCAGCGCGCCACCGAGGAGGAGCCGGAUAAGACCCUCAAAGCCCUCCAAGGUCCUGGCUUCUUCAAGUCAGUUGGCGAGUACAUCGGCGUUAGCUUCGCCGCCUCCAACCCGCGCAAGUUGAUUAAGAAGUCAUCUCGCCCGCUUGGCAACCUCCCCCUCGAAAUCCUUUCUUACCUAGCCACCUACACGGACGAGCUGAUCGCCAACGGCCAGCUGCCCGUGCCCAUGCAGCAAACGCUUGCUUACAACAACAUGGCGAUUCUGAACGACGUCCUGGUGGGCACCGACCGCGUGCUGUCCACCCCGCUACCCAUCGCCUACGCCAUCGCCAUUGCGCAAAUCACCUGGGUCUACAUCCUCUUGCUUCCCUUCCAGCUGCUGCCCACGUUGAACUGGAUCACGAUUCCGGCAACCAUCGCAGCGGCCUACAUCAUUCUGGGACUGCUCAUGAUCGGCAGGGAGAUUGAGAACCCGUUCGGUCGGGACGUCAACGACUUGCCGCUGGAAUCGUACUGCGCGCAGAUUGCCGAAGAUAUGGAUAUCAUUGCCUGCCGCAAGAAGAGGACGACGAAUGCCGACUGGAUUGAGAAUAUCGAGAAUAAGCCGCUUUGGCCACUGUCGAAUUCGGGCUGGCAGGUCUGGAUGAAUCGCGGAGAGGAUAUUAUUCGCGAGGCGGUCAGCCAGAAGCUGGAGAGCAAUUUUGAGACGAGGAAGGAGUUGGAUAAGUUGCAGAGUGAGAUGAGCCUGAUGGAUAAGGUGAGGAGGAUGAGUAAGGCUACGGGGUGUAAUGUAUGA